This is a messenger RNA of Babesia ovata, 6504 nucleotides long. RefSeq names its product histone acetyltransferase TAF1 250. Bases 1 to 6504 code for a protein of 2167 amino acids. Gene Ontology annotation, cellular component: transcription factor TFIID complex. Gene Ontology annotation, molecular function: TBP-class protein binding; histone acetyltransferase activity; RNA polymerase II general transcription initiation factor binding. The transcript is spliced from 3 exons. Gene Ontology annotation, biological process: transcription by RNA polymerase II; RNA polymerase II preinitiation complex assembly. The record is from RefSeq and is a predicted model, not a curated record. NCBI's taxonomy places the organism in Eukaryota, Apicomplexa, Aconoidasida, Piroplasmida, Babesiidae.
AUGGAAGGGUCCGGGAAGAUGACGCCUGAUAGGCCGAUGCCGGGUGCUUCGGCGCAGAGUAGCGGGUCUAACACGCCCUUGAAUCAGCCUGGAGGUCACGCUGCUCCACAAGGGCCAAUGGGAGAUGGUUUCCCAGUGCCUGGGGUGCAGGGAGACCCUUUUCGUCGUCCGGACGCUGCGCAAAGUGCAGCGCCGGGGUCUGAGAACCAACGUUUCCCCUGGCGUUUCCCUCCUAUGCCUGGAGGCGCCGGUCCUAGAUCGGAUGGAUCCGCUGCAUCCUCUGCUAAAGCGGCACCCAGUGCGAAAUCGGCGUCGGUAGUAUCAUCAGGAGAGUCCACAAUGUCGGAGCAAAUGAUGCCUGGGCAGAUGCCACCUGGUAUGAUGGGAAUGCCCGGCAUGCCCAACUUCUUCCCAUUUCCGCCAGGUGCGAUGCCGGGCAUGCCAGGAUUAGAAGGCCAGGGGGAUAACAAUUCGACGAUUGGCGGUCCGAAGGUGCCGCCUUUAUCCGGCUGGAUGAUGGACGGGAUGAUGCCGAUGGGCAUGAUGCAGUCCGGCUCCGCUUCCAUAGAUGGGAGCCUUAUGCCCCCGAUGCCGUAUGCGCCGGGAACAGGUGGCAUGAAGGGAGAAGAAAUGCCGCCAAUGCCGAUGGUGUUUUUCCCACCCAUGAUGAUGGAUGGCUUACCCGAAUUUGCGAAGGACCCCAACGCUAAGAUACCGCCGAUAAACAUGAUGAUGCCUCCUCUGAAACCCUUAAAGGAGGAGAAUUCGUCUUCGCAGACCUCCAACCAAGCGGGGGCGGGGGCGGCGCAGAAGGCCGCACUUAAUAAGAAGGCCUCAGGGUUGGAUAGCAUGAAGACCAUCCUGACGCUAGUGCAGAUCCGUGAGACGUGCCAGCUGAAAGCGUGGCGCAGAAAGCUGCACAAAGGGCGAGCGCAAAUGAAGUUGGAUGCCGAGGCGGGUGUGCCUCCCAGCCGGAGCGGAUCUGAUCUUGCCCAAGGCGUGCCGCCCGUCGUCGAAGUCGCCUCUGACGACGCUGAGCCUGCUGAAACACAGGUGCAGACCGUGCCAACGCGUCAAUGGGGUUACAUUGGUCUGGAUUGGCAGGCUAAUCGUUACCGAAGUUCCGAUGUUAUCACCGACGAGGACAUGCGUGUUAUGCGCGUUUUCGACACCGCCGCGGACCAAGAUCUGGUAACCAUAUGCGAUGCGCUCAAGCGGCUUGAUGGAAUAGAAUACCGGUGUUACCCGUAUAUGUUUAUGGAUGAGUUGAAGUUACCGACGAGGAGGGGAAGAGGCAGCUUCCGUGUGUGGGACGACGACGAUAACGAGCUCUCACAGGCAGACGAUACGCCUGUCGGCGACUUCCCGUCGGUCAGAUCCGUCACACCGCAAGCCGACUGGAUACCAGCUGCUGUAACUUCCAAACAAAGGACUAUUGCUUCUCCAUCGCCUGAGGAGAUUUAUCAGCCCAAACAGCCGGAAGCCGCGAGUUUUGACAGCGUCGAAGUUGCUGGUUCCGCGGGUGUUAACACCAUCCACGCUGCUAAUUCUGUGAGUGUUGACACCGUAGAAUCUGCUGAUUUUGUGGAGGCAGAUGCCACCGGCGUGGAUACGGCUGGCAGCGGAGACAAAUCUGAACCGGACGCUGCCAUCAACGACAGUGAACUCGACUUCUCCGACCUUGACGGCGGGUCUAAUGCGAGCUAUGAUAUUGACUUUGACGAUGCGGAGAUCAGUGGCCCUGCUCAGUCAGUCGAACCAAGAAAUGCGAGAAGCGAUCUCCGACAUGCACGCACUGAUACACCUCGUAGCCCAGAGAACGACUUGGAGAAUAGUCUGCUUGAGCUGAUUUCCGACACCAAAAGUGUGGGAGCACCUGGUGAUAUGGAUCUCGACGACGAAUUCGAAUUCGAAGCGGGUGAAGAGGAGGUGGCUCCGCCGCCAGCACCUCCGACUUAUCCCCUUAAAGCGUCAGGCGUGCCCGACACGGGUGCUGCCGUGGAUGUCUCUUACACCGACGACUCCGACCUGUUCGGCGAGGUACCGGGAACUUUGAGCCACUACCGUGCGAAAAUAUGCAAACUGAUGAACCCUGGUGACAUGAUACACGAAUGGAGGGGUUUCAAGAGUCGGCUCGUCGGUCCCUUGUUGCUAGCUGAUCUGGUUGAAUUCGAGCACCUGUGGAAGGUGUUCCAGGAUAGACGUGUGGAGGACCUGUGCCAGGUGCUUGGUCGCAGCGUUAGUACGCCCACAGCAGAACCGUUUCCAGAGCAGAAGGGUGAACUUUUAUACCGUGUGGGCCAGGCUCAUAUGAGGUUGUUUUAUUCAUACAACUCCCCCGAGGUUCAAACUUUGGUUCGCUCAACCAUUUACAACCUGAAUGCACCGAAUGUGAUUUAUACGGCAGUGGAGGAGGAGGAAGACAUAACACCCACCUAUGGGGUUUCGGCACGGCAGGAUACUCCAACGGAGGGCGCUGCCAAGGAAGGCGAGGAGCCCCCUGGCGAAUAUGAAGAAUCUACGGCGAGAGACGACCGAGGACUACCGAUCAGAGAGAACGAACUUCGCCGUGCCUGGCGCCGCCGUAUACAAUCCCUGGCUAAAGAGACGCGGCUUGCGUUGGUCAACAUGGGUAAGAGUCUGCGUGACAUCGGGGACAUGACGUCCAACGCGGAGCAGAAUCGUGCGUAUGAUGCCGUUGUCGAAUUCUGCGAGGUUGCGGAACAAUUCAAUCGUAGGAGCUAUCUGACCAUGCUGAACCAAUCGUUCGACGACUACUACGAGAAGGCCAAAACACACGAAUCCGGUGUGGAGAAUGCGGGUUCAAACAGUCGCGAGCUUUUGCAUACGCGUAUUGCGAUGAACCUGACUGGAAUAUUGCCCGUGUGCGGCAAGGUUGCAAAGUACCAUAACGUGCGCUUCCACAAACCGGACUUCCGUGCUGGUUUGUACAUGGAGCACAUGCGCUCGCAGCGUGGCCACCAAAGUACUGAAUGGUCAACGUGGGCUGUGCGGCCCUUGUUGAAAAGCAACAUCGCCGCAAGCUACACUGAGGAGUUAGGUGGGUCUGAAAACAGGAGCCACCCUUCCAACUACUUCAUACAUUCGAGAGACCUAUGUCUCAACGACGAUUGCAAAGUAGCGUUGCUGGAGUACAUAGAGCAGACGCCGCUAGUGCUCCCCAACUGCGGUAUGGCCUCGCGCGUUGACAACUACGUGAAUUACAGGGAGGGCGAUGGAAUUAAACUCGAGUUCUUGGGUCCGCUGGGUACACUGUGCCAGGGUAGUGGCGGCAUCAACAUGUUCGGGGUGAAGCACACGUUGGAACCCGGUGAAGGUCAGGCCAUGCUAGAAAGCACGUUGUACAAGGCGCCCAUAUUUGUACACCCUCUUCAGGGUUCGGAGUCUCAUAAAAAGCUGAACAUCACGACCACCGACUUCCUGCUCACCCGUUCACGCUCGAAUACGGACGAGGUUGUGAUGCACCUACGUCCUCUGACCUGGCAGAGCGGUGUAGCCGUGUACACGGUUGGCCAAUGUGAGCCCAAAGUGGACCUGCAUCCGCCAGGAUCGAAAGCUUUUAUAGACAACACGUAUGACCUCUUGAAAGCAUGGGUGCUGAAAUCGGUUAUGGUUGGUGCUCUUUUGGAUGGUAAGCACCUUCGGAGGGAGGCACGCAAGAAGUUCGGAUCGGUGCUGUCUGAGAAGGAAAUCUCUCAGGUUCUGAAACAGGUCGAGAACACCCCCAUUUUCAGCCUACGCGCCCAGGCUCUCGAGCGCAUGAUUCACUCCACGAUCAAGCCAGAAACGGUUUGUGCCAUGGAAAGCGUUCGUGCCGCAAAAACACGGUUGGCCACCGUAGGUAUACUUCGCAUGAGAAACCCGGAUAAGGUUGGUGGGGUGUACGCUAAGAUCCAGGAUGAGGAGCGCCAACACCGGCAACGGAUACAGGCAAUGGACAGGCGUUUGAAAGAUCUUAAGAACAGCUAUGCCAAGCGUCUGGAGGCGCACGGUAUCAGUGGAGAGAGGCUGGAGACUGAAAUAAAGCAAUUUGAUUUCGGAAUACACGUAUCCCUGUACGGACACCUUGAGGAGAGGUACAUGACCCCCCAGAUUCGCUUCAUAAGGGACAUGCUUCAGUUGACGCCGUGGAGCAUCUCGCGUGACGUGAGGCAGGUGCUGAAUAACCGGGGAGCAUCUCAGUUUUGCUUGUAUGGUAUCGGUGAUCCCAGUGGCGGUCGCGGCGAGGGCAUCAGCCUUCUCAAACGUCAGGCGCAAGUGAACUUGGAUACCACCUAUACGGGCGAAGAUCUGCGUAAACUGUCCAUGCUAGAACUUGCCAAGCGUUUGCGCUGCUACGGUGUGGCCGAUGCAGUUAUAAGGAGUCUGCCGCGUUGGGACCAGGUGGCGCUCGUUCGUCAGUACCGUGACGGGUUUGGCGUUCAGGGUGUUGCCGAAGGCGACCACCGUUGGCGUAUCCCGCCUGAGGAGUACCAGAAGAAGAUCAAUGAAAUCCUGAUACGACAGCGAGCUGCGCUUGCCACAGAUGACCCCGUGUUCUCAGACGGAGAACGUCCGCAAGACAGUGAGCCCGAGCCCGCCACGGACGGCAUAGCGGAUGCGUUGAUGGAGGCGUUUGACGAAACGUCCGACAAGGACGACGAUUUGGAGCGCCGUGAGCUUGACAUUCUGCGCCAACUGCGAGAGGCGCAGAGCGCCGGGCCGCUGACCGAAGAGGAACGCAUGGCAGAGGUGAACAAGCUAAAGGCUGUACCUGGCGUCAUGUGGCUACGGCAAAGCCGCCGAACACCCAACGAGCCCUUCGGCAACGAGCGAGCUAUGUUUGUGUUCGGUGUAGAGAACAUGCGUAAGCUGCUAAAGUGGCGUGUGGAGUACACAAGGACUGUAGCCAGCACCGAGCACGAGCCCGCCGAUCCCAAUUCCCGACGCGUCUGCCAAGUGUGCGGCAGAGUUGCAAAACCCGUUUUGCGCCACAAAACUGGCACGUCCAAGGGCGAGAGGGGCAGGGGCGGUAAUGACGCGGCAGCAGCCACGCGGAAGCAGUCGCGCCUCAGCGACGAUAGUGACGCAGAAGUCACGGCAAGUGUCUCUGCUUUGCAGCGUGACACUACAGAGUGGCUCAACCGUAACCCGGAUCCACGUCACAAGCGGCGACUAGUCCUUCAGGUGUCACUCGACGAUUCCGAUGAUGACCUGGAUUCGGUAGACGAGGGUGCGCUGAUCAACACGAGGCGGAAGCACCCGCGUUCCAGCGCCGAGCGGACUACUUCGAUCGUAGAAGCCCCCAGCGGCAAUAUGGAACAGGUGAUGAAGUUAGUGUCGAAGGCUAUUCGUAUAGUGGAGAAGGACCCACGCUUCAAGCCGUUCACCAGCAGGAUCCCGGAGAGCGUCGCACCUAACUACUACCAUAUCAUCAAGAAUCCGAUGUGGCUGUCGCUGUUAAAGUCGAAGUGCAAGACGCGUUGCUACGCCGACAUUCUGCAGGUGCUCGAUGACAUGGCUCUGAUAGAACAGAACUGCAAGCAGUUCAACUCCGAGACAUCCGCCAACGCGUGGCUGCGCAGGAUGAGCGAGGUCCUCGUGGACGAGCUGCUGUUCCGUAUUCAGCAGAUGACUACUCACUUGCUGAAUCCUGGCGUUUUGGAGGAGUGGGCGCGCGAGCAUCGGGCGAACCGCGUCGUUGCCGCGCCUGCGCCGCAGGCCAACCCGACUCCAGUCACACCGCCUCCGGAUAAGCUCCCGCCUCCACACUAUGAGGAACCCAUCGCCCAUGAUGAGCCUUUCGAUGAGGUACCACGCAGCUCCGCAGCCGUCUCAUCACAUGUGCAGCAGACAGGUCCAGAGGACUCGCUCGACCGCGAGGAUUACGACAUGGACGACGACGACUUCGGAGAUUCGUUCUACGAGGAGUGGCACGAGAAAAUGGAAAACUUCCACCCGUCCUCGAUGCUGUCUAUGGACGUGGCUCCGAAGUCCAGCGAGAUCUUCUACGAGAAUGUGCGCAACUCGGGCACGCUGCUACGCGGCAUGUUCUAUACCCUCUCGAAGAUCGAGGAGCUCAAGGUGCGCCUGACCAUCAAGUCGCCCUCAGGGGACAUCAUGUACACCAAGGAGGCGCCUGACGGAAUCUACUCGUUCGAGGCUAAGGUGACCGGCGUGUACGAGUUUGAGUUCCACAACCCGCACUGGCUCACGUCGGUGGGACUCACGAUCUCGGCCGGAAGCGACGAGCACUCGGUGCUGGAGUCGAAGCACAUCAAGAACACGCAGUCGCGCCUGGAACAGCUCAAGAACAACGUGGACUCGAUCUACGCGCAGUUCAAGUACCUCUGGCUGCACAACCACCGCCAGAUGCGCGCGUCCCGCGACACGCAGUUCCGCCUGCUGCUAUACUCGUUGGUGCAGUUCAUGGUGGUGGGCGUCUGCUCCGCGAUAUGCGUGACAUACGUCAAGAAGAUAGUGUCGCACAAGCGUCUAUUGUGA